GUCAUUCUCCUAAAAUGACGCUGUGCGCAUGCGGUGAUCACAGCUGUGGAAGCCAUAGCAGGAAACUCAUAGCAAAUUCAGUGUCAUAUCUUAUUUUAUUUUCCUUUUAGUCUCCGUCGGCCAGGAUGGCCGGUACCGCACUGAAGAGACUAAUGGCGGAGUACAAACAGCUGACUCUAAACCCACCAGAGGGAAUUGUUGCCGGUCCAUUGAACGAGGAAAACUUCUUUGAGUGGGAGGCUCUGAUCAUGGGGCCUCAAGACACCUGCUUUGAAGGUGGAGUUUUUCAGGCUGUCCUCAGUUUCCCCUCAGAUUAUCCACUCAGUCCUCCAAAGAUGAGGUUCACCUGUGACAUGUUUCACCCUAACAUCUAUCCCGACGGUCGUGUAUGUAUCUCAAUCCUCCACGCUCCUGGUGAUGAUCCUAUGGGUUACGAGAGCAGCGCAGAGAGAUGGAGUCCGGUCCAGAGUGUUGAGAAGAUCCUGCUCUCUGUGGUCAGCAUGUUAGCAGAACCGAACGAUGAAAGUGGAGCAAACGUAGAUGCCUCUAAAAUGUGGCGGGAAGACAGAGAACAGUUCUAUAAACUUGCUCAGAAAAUCGUCCGUAAGUCUCUGGGCAUUUAGGGAUGUCACCACUAGCCUACUGCGGUGAUGUCAUUACCCCCAUGGCCGAUGUCAUCACCUUGUUUGACACAGCAAAAAAAACAAAAAAAAAAAACAAAAACACAAGAGUACUCCUGAAACAUUUUCAGCUUUACAACAUGCUAAAGCAGCAGCAGCAGCACAGUUAAGGUCAAACUCUUAUUGAAAUGUAAAAGGAGGUUAUUAACAUGUGUCACAUGAUCGCAAGGUGAAGCAUUUUCACACCUUGAUCCGAACUGGGUCAAAAAAGGACGCUAAUCUUCAUUCAUUCAUUUCUUUUAAGUUUAGAUAAUGUGGUAAAGAUGAUGGUGUAAUUUUCGGGUACAGAGUCUCCACAAACUGCAUUUUUUUUUUUUUUUUUUUAAAUUAGCCUGAACAAAUAGAAACUCUGACUUUACUUUUAAGAUUUUUUUUCAGGAGACGCUGACUGUUGUCAUAAAAACAAAAGGCUUGAGUUACCAAUAUUAUUUUGCGAUUGUGCUUUGUCAGGUUGGACAGAAAGUUAGACUUUCAAAAACACCGAUGGAAGUUUAUUUUUUUUUGCAGUUGAACGACUCGAAUGUGAAGACACAAAAGGUGGACUGUAGGGAUGAAAAUAAAAAUCAAAUAAAAAAUAAAGACUUAAUUUAUAUUAAUGCCAGAAACUACUGGUGUAGGGACUGUCAGAUCUGUGAAGGUUCAAUUGUCCUUUCUCAUGUUUAUCACCAUUUUCUUUAAAACCUUGUCAACACUCUCUAGGACUCUGACCUUCUCUCUGUUGGAAAAAAAACCAAAACAAAAUGGAGGGCUUCAAUGACUUGGUUUUAAAAAAAAAAA
Messenger RNA from Cynoglossus semilaevis (tongue sole), 1457 nucleotides. RefSeq names its product ubiquitin-conjugating enzyme E2G 2 (UBC7 homolog, yeast) (gene ube2g2). The record is from RefSeq and is a predicted model, not a curated record. Lineage: Eukaryota; Metazoa; Chordata; Actinopteri; Pleuronectiformes; Cynoglossidae. The transcript is spliced from 6 exons. The coding region runs from base 126 to 623 and encodes 165 amino acids.